Blastomyces dermatitidis ER-3 is the source of this 3074-nucleotide messenger RNA. Its product is annotated as DNA repair protein rad9. Gene Ontology annotation, cellular component: checkpoint clamp complex. NCBI's taxonomy places the organism in Eukaryota, Fungi, Ascomycota, Eurotiomycetes, Onygenales, Ajellomycetaceae. The transcript is spliced from 7 exons. Gene Ontology annotation, biological process: DNA repair; DNA replication checkpoint signaling; cellular response to ionizing radiation. The record is from RefSeq and is a predicted model, not a curated record. Bases 143 to 1498 code for a protein of 451 amino acids.
CUACAACGCGUGCAAUAUAGAUAGAAAGAAUAUACCGGCAAGCUCAGAUGAAGUUCAAGACUAGCAGACACGUAAAUCGCGUCCCUAUUCCCUCGCCAUUCCUAGUGUUCACCCCAGUAGAGCACCCUCCAAUCUCCAAAACAUGACCUCGCUCAGCUUUACGCUACUCCCCGAUGCUCUACUUCAGCUGCAUGAUGUGCUCAUAUGCCUUGCAAAAUUUAACGAGAACGUAUCGAUUGAAGCUGAAGAAUCUUUCCUCCGGUUCUCUGCACUGAAUCUGACAAAGUCAGCAUAUGCAUCUUUCAAGUUUGAUGCCUCUACAUUUUUCUCACAGUAUAUGUUUGUUGGCUCGGGGCGCAUUGCAUCCGGCUCUGGGAGGAGAAGUGCGGCAGAUAAAUUAACCUGUCAACUAUACAUAAAGACGCUCUUAUCGGUGUUUAGGGCCCGAGCAAGUGACUUCAAAGACCGAGAGACUGCUGUUGAACGUUGUGAAAUGCGGCUUCAAUACAGUCCGGACGAAACCCAGUGCAGAUUUAUCAUCCAGAUGAUAUGCAGGCAUGGGGUCGUCAAGACAUACAAAUUAACUUACGAAGCUGCGGAAAUUCAGCAUGCUCUUUUCGACAAAUCUAAGACCGAAAACCAAUGGGGCAUAGAUUCCAAGUAUCUGCGAGAAAUUAUUGACCAUUUUGGUCAUACUGCUGAGCAGUUGGAUAUAUCCUCUGAAAACAAUCGAGUGGUGUUCACAAGCUUUACUACAAAAGUUGCAGAUGGAAAAGAAAUCCUCAAGCAACCCGUUCAUACGUCGGUAGCUAUUGACAUCAAAGAUUUUGACCAUUUCACAGUGGAGGAUAAACUCCAUGUCGCUAUCAACGUCAAGGACUUCAAGGCCAUUGUCGUCCACGCGCAUUCAUUGAGUGCAAGGGUAGUGGCACGAUAUACCCGUCCAUGCCGGCCAAUGCAGGUGUCGUACGAAGUAGGUGGGAUGACGUGCGAGUUCACGUUAAUGACGAGAGGGGAGAGUGGAGAGACGUCGCCCGGAUCUGGAAAUAGGAAUCGCGAGUUAUCUGCUCGGCCAUAUCCACGCUCUACUACCGCCCAUUCAAGAGAGCCUACAGCCAUUCCGCCACCUGAGAUUCCGGAAUCUGUCCCGAGAGCUCACCCUCUCCAACCACCGUCGCAAGCAGCAGCCAGAGAGGAAACUCAGACGAGUGUCCUGCCGCACCCGCCACAUGCGUCAGUUCCCUUCGAAUCAUUGUUCGUCCCGGUUGACGACGACCAACAAUGGGAUGAGCCGAAGUAUGGUGAUGAGGAGGAGGACACUCUUGGAUGGGAUACACACAUGGAUCAGGAUGCGCUGCAGGCGAGCAUUGGAGGGCGGAUCCAGGAUAUCACGCCCACUGGGGCAAGUAUGAGACAGCGAAGUGCCCAGGACCAGGAAAGCUCCGUAGCAAUACCUCCGACGCAACGGAUAUCUCAGGUACGAGGGAUAUUCGAUUGACAUUGCUGGAGAAGUGGUUUGAAUUAUAUAUUGCGUCCUGCAUAAAGUAGCCACCUGAUAGCUGAAUUGGUGGGCUCCGUAUGGGGAUCGGCAAAUUGACAAGAAGGCACGUUUGGCUCCUUCUCUGUUAAUAUGCUUGAUGCGAGCCUUCCACGAGAGGUAUAUGCAUUCAGGCCGUCAUAAUCCAACUUGUCGCGCAACCUGCUCCUACACCGGUGACCGUCCUGCUGUCUUCAAUGCUCAGCGGGAUCUCAUUCCACCGCCCAGCCACAUUGCCCUGUGUAUCGGUGUUUGGUCCACAGUUGCCAUGCUCACCCCAUCCGAAUGCCACUACCUCCCCGCUCUCAAUUAUAGCAACAACAUGUUCACUCCCUAUUGCCAGCUUCGUCGGCUGUGGAAGCUUUGGUGGAAGUAACUGGCCGCGAUCAUUUCUGCCCCACGAUCUGGUAGACCCAUCCUGUCCAUGAACAUAUACACCAUGCCAACUGGCUGCUAGCAUGGCGUAAUUUUUAAUCUCCUUCGGUGCACCAGAGAUUAUGUUCCACUUGUCAGAUCCAAAAAUUGCAAUCUCCCCCGUCUCAGCACUUCCAGCAAUGACUGUAAAUUCUCUUCCACAGGCAACCUGACAAGCGAAGAAUGAAAUAUCCUCGAUCUUUUGCGGUGCCCACAGAAUUUUCUUUUGUACAUUCCCUUCACCUAGCUGACCUUUCCUCGAGAUUCCCCAUCCAUACACUUCCCCAUUCGAUAGCGUUGCCGCUGUAUGGGAAAGGCUGCUAGAGAUAGAAAUUACUUCAGCCGCGGGUGGUGGAAAGUCGCGAAUCCGCGUGGGACUAUUUGCCUGCACGCAAUUUGCCCCCAGCCCUAGUUCACCUUUAUUGCCCACUCCACAGGCGUAGAGAUGACCCCGUUCUGCAUCGACGAAAAAGGACGCUUCCCAUGUUGCCGAAAUGGCCUUGAAGCGAUUAACGAAACUCCCGUCUUCUCUGACAAAUACCACUCUACUGAAUUGUAGUAACGAGGAAUGUCUAUCAGGAUCAUGUGCACAUCUGCCGUUCUGAUUAGUUCCAGCAGCAUAUACGGCGCCGGACUUGAAAAGCACUAGAGUAUGGUUCCCCCCAGCGGCGAUUUGGGUGGGUUCAUCUGAUGCGAGGGGAAUGUCGAUUCCGUCUGAAUGAUUUUCUUUAUUCUCUUGUACAAAGAGACACCGAGUGGGAGCUGGAACAUCGUCCAAGUGGCCGAUCCCUAACUGGCCUGAGCCGUUUGAACCAAAUGCAUAGAGGGGCAUUUAGCUUUCGGAUCUGGCUUUUUGGCUAAUAUAAUGUUAGAAAGCGACAUAUGGAUGGAAGUGAUUAUACCAACAGCUCGUUGCAUACAUAUUGUGCAAGAUGUGGAAAUUGUAGAAUAAUAAGGUUUGGCGGCCCUUUGUGAGCAGAUGCCUAGGUAGCUGAGGAAAUAUACGCUUAUAUAUAUAUAGGUAUUUCAGGAUUUACCAGCGGGGGAAAAAAAAACCAAUAUAGAUUAGCUCAUAGAAUGGGAUCGUUGAAUAUACUGUAUGAUGUUCUCUUGCCCUGGCUUC